AUGCCUCUCAGAUCCACCCGCCACACCACCACCACCGCCCCCCGCCGCGGCGGCCUCUUCACUCGUCGCCGCGCCCCGGCUCGCACCCACCACCACCACACCACUACCACAACUACCACCCGCAAGCGCGGCGGCCUCUUCUCCCGCCGCCACGGCGCCGUGACCACGGCCCCCGUCCACCACCAGCGCCGCAAGCCCUCCAUGGGCGACAAAAUUUCGGGCGCCAUGCUCAAGCUCAAGGGUACCCUGACCCGUCGCCCCGGCCAGAAGGCCGCUGGCACUCGCCGCAUGCACGGCACUGACGGCCGAGGUUCCCACCGCCGCUACCGCUACUAG
Molecule: messenger RNA, 336 nt
Organism: Colletotrichum aenigma
Lineage: Eukaryota; Fungi; Ascomycota; Sordariomycetes; Glomerellales; Glomerellaceae
Exons: 1
Coding region: 1-336 (111 amino acids)
Source: RefSeq, a predicted model, not a curated record